AUGGCCAUUAAGAAGUAGAUGCCCAGAUGCAAAGUGGAUGAGCCAAUCCGUUUGUCAUAAAGUAAGAUGCAGCUGUGGCUUUUUGAUCAGAUCAGAACAAAAUUACAUCUGUUUUUCUCAGAAGAGAAUUCUACAAGGUUAAAUCAGCAAAUAAAGAAAACAUGGUAUUUUGAAAUAUGAUUAAACUCCUGAUGCAGCAGCAAAGGCUAAGAAUAUUAAUGGCCAUAUCUAGUGCUCACAUGGUCUUCUGAAGAAGCCAUGGGUAGCUGCUGUAGCUGUCCAGAUAAAGACGCUGUCCCGGACAACCAUCGGAACAAGUUUAAGGUCAUUAACGUGGAUGAUGAUGGGAAUGAGUUGGGCUCUGGCAUCAUGGAACUUACAGACACAGAGCUGAUUUUGUACACACGCAAGCGCGACUCGGUCAAAUGGCACUACCUCUGCCUGCGGCGCUAUGGCUAUGACUCCAACCUCUUCUCUUUUGAAAGUGGCCGAAGGUGUCAAACUGGACAGGGAAUCUUUGCCUUUAAGUGUGCCCGUGCAGAAGAAUUAUUUAACAUGUUGCAAGAGAUUAUGCAAAAUAAUAGUAUAAAUGUAGUGGAAGAGCCAGUGGUAGAAAGGAAUAAUCAUCAGACAGAAUUGGAGGUCCCCAGGACGCCGCGAACACCUACAACUCCAGGGUUUGCUGCUCAGAGUUUACCUAACGGAUAUCCCAGGUACCCCUCAUUUGGAGACGCUUCAUCUCACCCCUCAAGCAGACAUCCGUCCGUGGGGAGCGCUCGCCUGCCCUCCGUUGGUGAAGAAUCUACACACCCUUUGCUUGUGGCUGAGGAGCAGAUACAUACCUAUGUCAAUACCACAGGUGUACAAGAAGAGCGGAAAAGCCGCGCUGGUACGCAUGUCCCGUUGGAGGCGAGGGUUUCAAAUGCCGAGAGCAAUACACCCAAAGAAGAACCAAGUAGUAUUGAAGACAGAGACCCUCAGAUUCUUCUUGAGCCCGAAGGAGUCAAAUUUGUUUUAGGACCAACUCCUGUUCAGAAGCAAUUAAUGGAAAAAGAGAAACUGGAGCAAGUUGGAAGAGACCAAGUUAGUGGAAGUGGUGCAAAUAACACAGAAUGGGACACUGGCUAUGACAGUGAUGAGCGAAGAGAUGCACCUUCAGUUAACAAACUGGUGUAUGAAAAUAUAAAUGGGCUAUCUAUCCCCAGUGCCUCCGGGGUCAGGCGAGGUCAUCUGGCAUCCACUAGUACCUCAGAUACCCAGAAUAUCAACAACUCCGCUCAGAGAAGAACUGCAUUAUUAAACUAUGAAAAUUUACCAUCUUUGCCACCUGUUUGGGAAGCCCGCAAGCUCAGUAGGGAUGAAGAUGACAGUUUAGGACCAAAGACUCCAUCUCUAAAUGGCUACCAUAAUAAUCUAGACCCAAUGCAUAACUAUGUAAAUACAGAGAAUGUAACAGUGCCGGUAAGUGCUCACAAAAUAGAGUAUUCACGGCGUCGGGACUGUACACCAACAGUCUUUAACUUUGAUAUCAGACGCCCAAGUUUAGAGCACCGGCAGCUCAAUUAUAUACAGGUUGACUUGGAAGGCGGCAGUGACUCUGACAACCCUCAGACUCCAAAAACACCUACCACUCCCCUUCCACAAACCCCUACAAGGCGCACAGAGCUGUACGCUGUGAUAGACAUCGAGAGAACUGCUGCUAUGUCCAAUUUGCAGAAAGCACUGCCACGAGAUGAUGGUACAUCUAGGAAAACUAGACAUAAUAGUACUGAUCUGCCCAUGUGAGCCUGGAAAGCAUUAUGUUGUUUGCACCUUUGUGAAGUUUUUUAAAAUGAAGAUGCAAAUGCUUCAUUUUCAUUUCUACACUAACUCCUUUUAUAGACUGAUACUCUUUUUCUGAAUACUUCAUGUUCAUCUUUAAAGGGAAUUACUGUAGAGCAGGUACUCCUUAAAGAACACUAAUUUCAUUAUGUACUAUUCAUUACUGUACAGCAGCAUUCCCAUUUUCACAGUGCCUAUUUAAAAUGAGAGUUGAAGUGAAUGACAUGCUGGUAGAUUUUUAUUCAAUAUUUUGGGCUCACGCAUAUCUUUCAUGUCUAAAUCAUGGUUGGCAUUUAAAACUUUUUAUAAAGCCUCUUCGUAACACGCUUUGCUAACAGAUAAUGUAGGCUGUGAAGGUGAUGUUUGUAGAUCACUGUGCGCAGUACGUGGCCUCCAGCAUGGACCACGAGGAAUCCUUCAUUUGCUCAAUUAAAGGCUUUUGAGUUGGGCCAAGACACGUGUGAAGGAGAUGAAGAUACCACACCUCCUUGUAUAACCAGUCAGCUCUUUUGCCUUCAGUGUUACUAGAAAGAAUCCUAUGUCGUGACUAUGGCUUGCUGUUGGUGUGUUGAAAGGUAGGCAGGAGACAAGGUUUUCUGUUUACUCAUCUCAUGAUGUCAUUUGAAGGGCAUGUCCAGAUGUCUUACUCUGAAUUGUAGUAGGCUUAAGAAUUAGUCUCAGGUCACUUUACCCAAACACAUUUGAAAAUCUGAACCAUGAUCUCUUGAUGUUUCUAUCCUGUAGAGUAUUGACAAUGCAUUGUUUUCUGGAGGCAUGUUUUGCUGUUACGUUCCCAUUUACCUUCAGAUUUUUUCUUUGGUGUUCGGGAUGACUUACUGUGUUGCUUAAUGUCUUUUUCAAUGUAAAAUGCUUUGAGUUUGUAUAUAGUCUUGAAAUUGGAUUAUAUGUUCAUUGUUACUUAGUUUGCAUUUUUAUCAAAUUAUGGUUUUGAAGGUUCAUUUGGAACUUGCUGUUAUUCUAUAACAGGGUUGCCCUUGUCCAGUAUUUAUUUAUAUGCUGUUUACUUUCAAGUUGAUAAAAAGAACAUUCUUUCGAUUUUAAAUUUCACUUGUGUCCAUAGGUGAUCUCUUUAGCAGUUGAGGAAAAAAGAAAGCAACCUCCUUUUGACAUGCAGUGUUCCCUAAAGGUACUAUGUUUCUCUGAGGGCACUCUCCCCAGCACUUGAGCAGGGAUUUUCUCCGGCUCCACGGCUACAGUUGUACUGUCCUCGCUAGCAUUCUCUUCAGCUCUGCUCUCACUUGUAGCUGGAUCUCUGAUUAUCCCUUGAUUUCAGUGGAAUAUUAAUAUUGUUGUCAGCAUAGCAAGUACAGUGGAAGUCUUGUAGUGAGAUUGUGUCUAAUUUAGGGUUUAUAAUGAACCGAAUUUCUAUAAAUUGAUGAUUCCAGAUGUCAAAGCUUUUGGAAAAUCAAGAAUGUUCCAAAUUCCCAAACACUAGAGAGAGUGAAAAGAAGGCUAGGUAACCUUGCAAAAUACUGCUAUGUCUCUAAAUGUAAGGAAGUUUGAAGUUAUGAUCUAUUAUACGUGUCUACAGCUACCUAAGCAUGAAAAAGUUCAGUCUUAGCUAGUUUAUUCAAUAACCUAGUUAUAGGAUAAUGAAUGCAUUAGCAGAAUAAUAGAGUGGGACCAUUAUAAAAAAUAAUUACAAAUGUCUUUAUCAUUUUCUGUGCCGUUGGUUCAUUAGCAUAGUGAAAUUUUCUGCCUGCCCCCCACACUUGGUGCUUACUAAAAUGCUCACUGUUCUCUUAAAAAGAGCAGUGGUAUAGAUGUGCAGUUUCCCUAAUACAAUUUCCAUUUUUUAAUGUAUUUUCUUUUCUUUUAAGUAGCUUGCUAAUUGUGCCAAAUUUAUGUAAUGGUUUUUGUAAUGUGGAAUAGGAAUUGUGACACAACCAGUGCAAAGGGUUUUCCUUGAAAUGAGCAGUCACAGCAGAACAUGAAUCUCCACAUGAAAGGGCUGGUAUAUUUACCCAUUUUGGAGGGUGGAUAUUUUAUUCUUCUUUUUCCCUCAUCUUUUCCACUUCCAGAUUCUAAUUAGUUUUUGUACUAAUAUAAUCAGUAAGUUUAUGCUUUAAAUACUGUGUGCUUUAAAAAUGAAAAUGGGACCAAUCUGUCUGCUAAGAGUUUGGUUUUAGGGUACUAAAAGAAUAUUAUACAUAUACAACUAGUGUUUAUUCUAGUUGUCUUCUGGGUGUCAUCUGUGUUCUUAUUUCAUAAAAAGUAAUUCAGAACACUACUUGCCCUUUGCAGAAGUCUAGUAAUGGGCAUUAAGCUCUGCCUUGGAAGAGUGUACCUAUACCUAGGUGCAUUUUAGAAUGAGAUAUUUUAAUGGCAUAUAAUUAUGGCCAUAUGUCUCAGAUUUCCUGAGGUGAACCUAAUUUUAGGUACUCGUGUUUUGUUGGUAGAUUAUGUGAUCCCAUUAUUUGAGUUUGUUUUCCCCCGAAGAGAAGCUUCUUUUCCCCAUGUAGAUCCUAACAGCAUUUAUCUCAGAUCAGGGUUAGAAGCUGAUAUGAGUAUUACCUGUGUUUUUCUUAGUGUGUUUCAUUUCCCAAUUUAAUAUUUUUUUUAAAAAAUGAAAAUAUGGUGCCUUCCCUCCCUCCAGAAGAUUGGCAAAUAGUUCCUUUUAUUUACUGCUGCUGUGGAGUGAUGAGAUAUGCACUUUACUCUUGAAGACUCAGUAAAAAAAGCUUUUCACUUCCCAGUAUAUCCACAAUAGAUCGCAUUUGGGACGUAAGAAAAUUUGCCAAGCAAUCUUUGUUUUUAUAGAUAUUAAUGUUGACCCUUAGCUCAUUGUUGUAAGAAUAAGUCAAACUGGUGUUUAUUCCCCCUCCCCCAGUCUGUGGCACAGCAUAUAAAAAUGUACCUCAAUAAUGUUCUAUUAAAAAUGGGACAGGGGCCUUAUGUUUUCAUAAUUUCCCAACAAUGUGCCACCUUGUAUUUGCCUCAAGGGAAAAGUUUUAGCGAGCUAAAAAGUAUUUCCCAAUUUCCCUGUGCUGUUCUUAACCCAUAACGCCCAAGUGUUUUGUGCAAUGUGUGGUAUGUAUGUAUACAUACAUACAUAUAUAUAUAUAUAUAUGUAUAUAUAUACAUAUAUAUGACUCCCAUCAGAGACAUCAGUGACUGACAUAUUGGCAUCGCAUUCCUAUUUCUAUAUAUGAGGUAUGUGGUCCUAAUUACCUUUUCCUGAUGUUUGCCAAAUUUGAAUAAAGGCAUUGGUACGAAAUUACAGAAUGUAUAGAAAAUGUUUUUGGCUUGAAAAACUAACAAUAUUUUAUGACAUAACAUGAUCUACUCUGCCCAGACCAGCAUCCUGUCUUUUUCUUGUUCUGUACAUCCCAGUUCCCCAUCCCCACUUCCUCAUUUUUUUAUAUAACACAACACUCUUCUGUAGUAUCAUCACAGUGACAAUUCUGUGACAAUUGGACAGUGACAGCAUGGAAGCAGACUGAUAGUAACAGUGCAGUAGUCACCAGUGUGCCACUUUUGCAUUAGAAAGUGCAAAAUAUACAUUUUAUAAAGGACAAACUUUGUGUUAUGUUUUUAUUUUCAUUACAUUGUAUAAUACUGUAAGAUUAUUGUAUGUCCUAAUUUACAUUAUAAAUGUGUUUUUUUCCUACAUAAAGGCAUAAAUAUAGCAACUUUGUAUAAAGGUAGCUUAUUAGAUUUUUAAUUUUUUUCUUUUAUAAAAAUUGUUUAACAGUGGGACUACCAUUGCCAAAUUGUAUAUGGAAUAUGAAUUUUACCCCCUGUGGCUAAUUUCUUUUAUAAACAUUCCGUACUUCUCCAAUAAAAGACAGAAGUGAUACUGUACUAUGCAUAAAUUGUAUUUUAAUGCUGCUUCAUAUCAGCAUUUUACAUUUUGGUUUGCAUUUCUACUAUUGGCAAAACCUAACCACUGUUAACUACAAUGCAACCUUGUGUAUGUAACAUCACCAUUUGCCCUCUCUCCCUUCCCACUGUUUGUUCUCUUUCUCCCUGUCAGUGCCAACUCCAUACAUUUUGUAGCAUGGCAAUAAAAUAUAACUUUUACACUGAGGCCAAGUGUGGCUUUUUGGAGGAAGUAGGGACGGGAGGAUUGCCCUCUAGUUGUCCUUUUGCCACAUAGGCUGUGUCAUCAGGCAUAAGUUACAUGUGAUGUAAACAUGCUGGUAGGACAAGCGUGAAUGUGCUCUUCAGCUUUUUGUCAUGACAUAACUAAUUUUUUUAUCUUUGGCAAAUUCAAAGUUCUUGAAAUACAAUCAAACCUUUAUUAACUGGAGUACUUAAAGAAUAAGCUAAUGAAGUUUGUUCUACAAGGGCUAAGCAACACAUUUUUAAAAUAUUUAUUGUAGAGUAUAUGAGUAUACUUUACUGUCCUAAAAAUUAUAAUAUGGAAAUAUAACUUCAUAAUCGAUGAUGUAGCACCUUGCAAUGCCUUACUGUUAUUCUGGCAUAAAUAUUCAUCAUGAGGUACUCAAGUUGAUACUGGAAGCUGAGCUGACUAUACACUGACCUUAGGCCUUCAUGAAAAACUGCUUUGUUGAAUAAACUCUGAUCAGAGUCCUUAUGGUCACUUUCCCUUUAUUGCCAAAAGUAGAUUGCAAUAAAACCCAAUAAAAGUUUGGUUGGACACACA
Messenger RNA from Octodon degus (degu), 6451 nucleotides. RefSeq names its product fibroblast growth factor receptor substrate 2 (gene Frs2). The record is from RefSeq and is a predicted model, not a curated record. The transcript is spliced from 8 exons. NCBI's taxonomy places the organism in Eukaryota, Metazoa, Chordata, Mammalia, Rodentia, Octodontidae. Bases 259 to 1785 code for a protein of 508 amino acids. Gene Ontology annotation, cellular component: cell-cell junction; cytoplasm. Gene Ontology annotation, biological process: cell surface receptor protein tyrosine kinase signaling pathway.